UCCUCUCCUCUUCCUCCUUUCUGAGUGUGUAGGACUGUGACACGUAAACUCUGUCCUCCACAUUCCCCUGGCAGGACACCUCCACCUGGGAGAGGGAGAGCAGAGAAAAGACCUCUUCCCUGUGCCGAAACAGAACCUGUUUAAAAAACAAAACAUGGAAGCAAGAGACGCUACUGCAGGUGCUUUUGUUGGCACUGACAGAGAGAAAAAAUCUGCAAAGAAGGAUGCAGCUCCUAAAGCAGUGACACCACAGACUAAAAGCAGGAUGGAGAAGAUAUUUGGGUUCAAGAAGGAGGACCUGUGCUGCUGGGAGAGCCUGGUGGCCCUUCUGAACCGACCCACUGACCCUGCAUCUCUGGGGAUCUUCCGCUGUUUGUUUGGUUUGCUGAUGGCUAUAGACGUCACACAGGAGCGGGGCCUCAGCCAUCUGGACUAUAAAUACCUGGACGGGGCCCCUGUAUGCCGCUUUCCUCUCUUCAAUUUCUUAGAGCCCCUCCCUCUGGAUUGGAUGUACCUGGUGUAUCUGGUGAUGUUCCUUGGUGCUCUGGGCAUCAUGUUGGGUUGCUUCUACCGCCUCUCAUGUCUCAUGUUCAUCUCAACCUACUGGUACAUCUUCUUCCUGGACAAAACUGCCUGGAACAACCACUCUUAUCUCUACGGUCUCAUUGGGUUUCAGCUUGCGAUCAUGGACGGCAACAGAUACUGGUCGGUGGAUGGAUUACGAAAACCUUCCAUAAGAAACGCUCAUGUCCCUCUCUGGAAUUACACCUUGCUGAGGACACAGAUCUUUAUUGUAUAUUUUAUUGCUGGAGUUAAAAAAUUGGAUGCUGACUGGGUGGAGGGAUAUUCAAUGUCAUAUCUGGCACACCACUGGCUCUUUGAUCCUUUCAAAGUGAUUCUUCCUGUGGAGUUAAUCAGUCUGCUGGUGGUGCACGGAGGUGGUCUUGUUCUGGAUCUAACCGCCGGAUAUUUGCUGUUUUUUGACGCCACGCGGCCUGUCGUGUUUUUCUUUGUGUCAUAUUUCCACUGCAUGAACUCUCAGCUGUUCAGCAUCGGGAUGUUCUCCUACACCAUGUUAGCAACCAGUCCUCUCUUCUGCUACGCUGAUUGGCCCAGGAGAUUCUUCGCUCGCUUCCCGUCUUUCCUUAAGGGAGUCCUGCCGCUCACCUCGGCGGAGAUUCAGCCCAGCACUUCCUGCCUCUACCCUGAAAUUCGCAACAGCAGUGAAUGUCGGGAGACACAAAAUCUUGCAAAACCUUCCAAACUGCGAUUUAAGCACAAGCUGGGAGCUGUUUUUACUAUUCUUUACAUAGCCGAGCAGUUUUUCAUGCCUUAUUCACACUUCAUCACAAAGGGUUACAAUAACUGGACCAACGGUUUGUAUGGCUAUUCCUGGGACAUGAUGGUCCACUCCCGCAGCCAUCAACACGUGAAGAUCACCUACAAAGAUGGAAAAACGGGUGAAAUUGGGUAUCUGAACCCAGGGGUGUUCACUCAGAGUCGUCGCUGGAAAGAUCACGGAGACAUGCUGAAGCAGUAUGCCACCUGUCUCAGUGGGCUCCUUCCACACUACAACAUCUCUCAUCCUGAAAUCUACUUUGAUAUCUGGGUGUCCAUCAAUGAGCGCUUCCAGCAAAGGAUCUUUGAUCCUCGCGUGGACAUUGUGAAAGCUGAAUGGUCGCCUUUCAAAACAAACCCGUGGCUGAUGCCCCUGCUCGUGGACCUCUCACCCUGGAGGACCAAGUUCCAGGAGAUUGAGGGCAAUUUGGACAAUCAGACUGAGAUCGUCUUCAUUGCUGAUUUCCCAGGUCUCCAGUUGGAGAACUUUGUGAGUAAAGACCUGGGCAACACCAGCAUCCAUGUGCUACAAGGGCAGGUGAAUGUGGAGAUAGUGGACGAGAAAAAGAACAGCACUCUGCAGCCUGGUGACCAGAUACAGGUUCCCGCUGGGGCUUAUCAUAAAGUGUACACCGUGUCUGAGAGCCCGUCCUGCUACAUGUACGUCUAUGUCAACACCACAGAGACGGUGCUGCUGCAGAACUUCACCAAGCUGCAGGAGCUGCAGGAGCGUAUUCGCAAUGGAACAGAAACUGAGCCUCUUCCUCCUGAGCUGCAGCCUCUUAUGGCUGCAGAUGAUGACAAAGAGGCGGAGGUCAACGCCACAGACCCCGUCGUGCAGCUGUUUCUGAAGAGGCAGCGUCGGAUGAAGGAGGUGAAGAAACGCAGGGAGGCGGGUGUGCUGGAGCGACUGGGUCGCUUUGCUGUUAAAAAGUACUACACAAUACGGAGGGGGUUCUUGAUGACAGCCAUUGCAAUAAGAAACCUGGUGUUUGGUCUCCCGCCUGUGGAGCAGCUGAGGAGAGAAGUUGCCUUUGCCAACAUGAAGGAACCUGAAGCAGAAGCUAACCCAGACGAGACGCUAAGAAACGAAGUUGGUCAUGCAGAACUUUAAACUCAAGGCAUAAAGUGUCUUGAGUGAGGAUAGAUGAACUCCAGGUGCUGAAUCACACAAUGUGUUACUACUGGACUGUUACGGAGUGGGGUCCUCUCUGUCCAGGGUAUGAAGGAACUCUGAAAUAAUUUGCAUUUCAGGUUACUUUUAAAUGUAUUAUUUUGUUCUUAAAUGUGAGCUUCAGAAAGAGUACACUCUGCAGUAAAACAAAAAUCCUGCAUGUGUGCUAAUGCAUGGGUGGAUGAUGCUAUCUCUACUACAAAGGCAUCAUUAUAUGAUCGGUUGGAAGAUUUACUUGCCAGUCUAUAAAUGCUGCUUUGUUCAGAAUCCUGGGAAAGAAUGAGUUUUAUAUCUUAAUGGGUCAAGUUUCAGCAACUCAACCAUUUUUGAAGGAGUUUAUUCUGAUCUGUUUUUACUAAAAUGUGAGAGAAACAAACUUGAUGGUAAGAGUAGAAAAAAAUAAAAAGAUUGAUAAAUGUGUUUAAUAAAAUGAGCUCUGACAAAA
Messenger RNA from Girardinichthys multiradiatus, 2957 nucleotides. RefSeq names its product gamma-glutamyl carboxylase (gene ggcx). Gene Ontology annotation, biological process: peptidyl-glutamic acid carboxylation. Lineage: Eukaryota; Metazoa; Chordata; Actinopteri; Cyprinodontiformes; Goodeidae. The record is from RefSeq and is a predicted model, not a curated record. Bases 155 to 2452 code for a protein of 765 amino acids. Gene Ontology annotation, molecular function: gamma-glutamyl carboxylase activity; vitamin binding. The transcript is spliced from 15 exons.